Molecule: messenger RNA, 984 nt
Organism: Panthera uncia (snow leopard)
Lineage: Eukaryota; Metazoa; Chordata; Mammalia; Carnivora; Felidae
Product: olfactory receptor 226
Exons: 1
Coding region: 1-984 (327 amino acids)
Biological process (GO): G protein-coupled receptor signaling pathway
Cellular component (GO): membrane
Molecular function (GO): G protein-coupled receptor activity; olfactory receptor activity
Source: RefSeq, a predicted model, not a curated record
AUGGAGCAGAGGAAUCAGAGUGGGAGGGUAAGUGAGUUUGUGUUGCUGGGCUUCCCGGCUCCUGCGCCACUGCGGGCACUUUUAUUCGCCCUUUCUCUGCUGGCCUAUGUGUUGGUGCUGACUGAAAACACACUCAUCAUUAUGGCAAUUAGAAACCACCCCACCCUUCACAAACCCAUGUACUUCUUUCUGGCUAAUAUGUCCUUCUUGGAGAUCUGGUAUGUUACUGUCACUAUUCCCAAGAUGUUAGCUGGAUUUGCUGGGUCCGAACAGAGCCAGGGACAGCUAAUCUCCUUUGAGGGCUGCAUGACACAGCUCUAUUUUUUCCUGGGACUGGGCUGCACUGAAUGUGUCCUUCUUGCUGUUAUGGCCUAUGAUCGCUAUGUGGCCAUCUGCCAUCCUCUCCACUAUGCUGUCAUUGUCAGCGGUCAGCAGUGUGUGCAGCUUGCAGCUGGCUCCUGGGCUGGAGGUUUUGGUAUCUCCAUGGUCAAAGUUUUUCUCAUUUCUCGCCUCUCCUACUGUGGACCCAACAUCAUCAACCACUUUUUCUGUGAUGUCUCCCCAUUACUCAAUCUUUCAUGUACUGAUAUGUCAACAGCAGAGCUUACAGACUUUGUUCUGGCCAUUUUUAUCCUGCUGGGGCCACUCUCUGUCACUGGGGCCUCCUAUAUGGCCAUCACUGGUGCUGUGGUACGAAUUCCCUCGGCUGCUGGGCGCCAUAAAGCCUUUUCCACCUGUGCCUCUCACCUCACUGUUGUGAUCAUCUUCUAUGCAGCCAGUAUCUUCAUCUAUGCCCGGCCAAAGGCACUCUCAGCUUUUGACACCAACAAGCUGGUUUCUGUACUCUAUGCUGUCAUUGUACCUUUGCUCAACCCCAUCAUUUACUGCUUACGCAAUCAAGAGGUCAAGAGAGCCCUACGCCAUACGCUACACCUAUACCAGGGCCAGGAUGCUAAGCGCAGGAAAGCAAGCAGAGAUGGGUAG